Molecule: messenger RNA, 1424 nt
Organism: Coffea eugenioides
Lineage: Eukaryota; Viridiplantae; Streptophyta; Magnoliopsida; Gentianales; Rubiaceae
Product: protein NLP5-like
Exons: 2
Coding region: 718-1419 (233 amino acids)
Molecular function (GO): DNA-binding transcription factor activity; protein binding
Source: RefSeq, a predicted model, not a curated record
AGUACUGGAUGAGGUGAGUGAAAUAUGUGAACUGGAUGAUGAUGAUACUGAUACUUGGACUACUUCUGGAGAAAUACUAAGUUCUCAUCGUGGCGUAGAUUUUAUUCGAAAGGGACAAGGGGUAGUUGGGAGAGCAUUCUCAUCCAAAAGUGCAUGCUUUUGUAGGGAUAUAAGAGAAUUAAGCAUAACAGAAUGCCCGUUGGUACCCACUGCACGAUGCUACAAUUACUCUGCCUGUUUUGCAGUUUGUUUGCAGAGCUCUUGCUCGAACAAUUGCAUUUACGUACUAGAGUUCCUUUUACAUAAGAAUCAAAUAGACCAUGGGGAUCCUAGGACAUUGUUGCCUAGCCUAAUGAAGACAUUGAAAGAACGCCUCGGAAGUUCUUUUAAGAUUGCUUUAGGACAAGACUUGGGGCAGAAAUUGAUUGUUGAGGUUAUAAAGGUUUCUCCAGAGGAUAAUUUGAUUCUUUUGAAAUCUGCAAUGCUACCGAUGUUGAAUCUACACCUAGGCUUAGAGAAGUACAUGGAGGAGAAGGAAUGAUGCAAGUUGAUUCCUCAUCUCAGCAAGUUGAUACUGCAAAUGCUUAAAUAAAUGGUGUCCAUGGACAGCAGAGUGGAAUUGUUGGAUCUCCACUUAGACCAGAGCAAGCACAGGGCUUUAUCAACAUAUCAUGCCAAGAAUUAAUUCUUGCAGGAGUUGAUGUUGCGCACAAUUCUAUGAAUGGUAUUUAUGAACAGGAAGACGGAAUUGUUAGAUCUUCAACUGGAGAGGAGCUCGUGCAAAACAUGGUCAGCGUAGCACAUGAUGAACCUGAAAGAGAUGGUGCUAGUAUAGACCAGAGGGACAAUGAAAUGAUUAGCAUAAAAAUGCAAAAGUCUAGUUGUACUUUAAAAAGCGACCUUCGAAUUACUCGUGAGGUUCUUGAACAAAAUUCCAGGAGGAAACUUGAAGAUGCUGCAAAAAAUAUUGGAGUUAGUCGAUCUACAUUGAAGCGUAUAUGUAGGGAGUAUGGUAUUCACAGAUGGCCCCCUCAUAAAGCAAGGAAGGUUAAUCAAGCAUUUGCUGAACAGAAAAUUGUUCAACCUUCUACUGAAGAUACUCAUGAACACCACCAGUCAAAUGCAACAAGGUUAGAAGAUGAUAAUGGCAUGUGGGUGAAGGCAGAAUAUCAAGGGUUCAUGAUAAAGUUCAGGCUUCCAUUUUCUGCCCGUAAAAUCGAUUUGGAGGAGAAGGUAGCACAGCGACUGAAUCUAGCUGUGGGAAGUUUUAAAAUUGAGUAUCAGGAUGAAGAUGAUGAUCGGAUACGGAUAACCUGUGAUGAAGAUCUGAGAACGUUUAUGAGCAGCUUAAGCUCAUUAGGUAGGACUACAAUCAAAAUGUAUAUUGUUGAGGACAAUCCAAAUAGGAGAGAUCAAUAGAUUUU